Molecule: messenger RNA, 1958 nt
Organism: Amoebophrya sp. A25
Lineage: Eukaryota; Dinophyceae; Syndiniales; Amoebophryaceae
Source: the annotation of a GenBank genome assembly
GUGAAAAUUGCGUCCUAUUGAUUCCUGCUAUUGCCAAAACUUGACUUUCACGAGACUGCACUUUCUCAAAAACGUUUUAGCUUGUUUUAGCCCUGGCAACUAUUCACAGUCUCGUCGGCUUCCACGCGUGCAUGUCGUGUAGAAGAAUUCGUAGACUACACACUCUCUAACGCAAGCCCCACUACCUCUACCUCCACUAGUACCACAACUUCCACUAUCUCACAAUCUUCACUAAAGACAAAUACUUAAUCAAUCAGUAUCUUUACAAAAGCCUUGUUUUUCAAAAAGAUGGGUAAUUCAGGAACCAAAAUCGUUGCUCGCCCGGCCCCUCCGUUUAUUGGAAACGAUGAGGACGCCAUGGUCAAAUAUUUGAGCACUCAAGUCGAGUGGGCGGACAUAGAGGGGCCCAACAUGGUGACCUACGACGUGCAGGCUUGGCGUGCACGUGCCGAGAAGGAUCGCAGCGCGUGCAGUGGUCCGCUCACAGGUUCGAAGGACAUGCCGGCGCCGAUCAUGGACAUCGGCAGCUAUUUCUAUGCCCACUCGAUGUGGAGCACCUUCCGCCGCGGCAGUUUCGACCAAAAUCACGCUUGGCUAGGCAAGCUGGAGGUAGCUCUGAACCUCAUCCGCUGCACUGGAGACUUCGCAACGGAACCAGGGCUGAAUGCGGCGGUCUGCGAAGAAGCGCUGGUCGAGUGCGUUUUGCAUCCCUUUAAACUCGGGAUUAUGUUCGGGACAUGCAAAGAUUUGGACCGGAAAUUUGCGAAGCGGACGCCUACGGCUGAUGAACUCGAAAGCGAGUAUCGUAUUUUGCGCACGAAAAUUGAGGAACUGCAGUUUUUGCUGUUCGAGCUCACGGACGGCGAGUUUUACAAGCUGGUACGUGAUCCCGCCCGCGGCAGACUCCGCAGCGCCAUGCGUGCCGCGGCCCGCGUUUGGGUCGAACGCCAGCAACGGGAGCUGCUCCUCCCAGACCACUUGCGCAAACGGGUGAUUUUCCUCGCCGCAGACAUCAUGCGCAUCGAAGGAGUCCCAGCCUUCGGCGCGCACGCCAACAAACAAGAAAUUACACGCAAAAUAGCUAACGCAAUGCGCGAGCGGAUGUUGGGAUAAAGAGUCGGAGUCCUCUGGGGAUAAAUAAGAGUCUGGCUCGGAAACGAUUACUCAAAGAAUCAGCGAAGAUCUUGACAAAACUGAGAAAAAUAUGGGAAAGAACCGAAAAAGUGGCGGGUGAAGAUUUUCCCAAUGACACACUGGUUGAACGGUGAGUCUUGUAUCUAUUUUCCUGAUGCGUCGCAAACCUCAGGUUUUUGUAUUUUUCCAUCGGUGAACGUGGCCAUGAAAUUGUUGCAUUAUAGAUUGAUUAUGUAUGACGACUCUCCCCCUUGAUAGAAGAGUCAGACUUUCGCAGGAGGUUGUUUUUAUUUAGGUUAUAUUCUUAUUGAUCCUUAUGACCACUACCCUAUUUUAAUGUAUUGCUUCUACAACAUCAUUAGAAGAGCCGACUUCUAAGCUCUGCACGACCCAGCACGCCUGGCAACAAUUAUACACCCGCUUGAAGAUUGAUUUUCGUCUUCUCAUAUAGACUGCUCAUUUUCGUCUUCUCAAUAAGACUGUGACCGCGGUGCCGGUGGAGAAAGAGAACGUCGCUGGCCAUACUUAAGUGCUUAUUGCUAUUGACAUGGAUUUAUUCUUGUUGAUUCGAAGACCCUAGGUUUUCAUGAAACUCCAAGCGUCUUUGGAAUCCAAAAACCUUUCAUAUUUUCUUGUUCUUCAUCGAAAACGAAAAGCCCUGCGUCGCAACCAAACCUAAGAGUAAGCCCUUGCGCUUGAGUCCCGACACUCUGGAGCUGGAGAACACCGGGUGAAACAGGUAAAUGAACGAAUGAAUUCCUCGACAGAGAAGUUCAGCAGGACCGAAUGCGAGUGGUACCCGCGAAGGCUGAGGCAACCGCAAC